Messenger RNA from Aureobasidium pullulans EXF-150, 1278 nucleotides. RefSeq lists its product as uncharacterized. The transcript has 2 exons. The record is from RefSeq and is a predicted model, not a curated record. Gene Ontology annotation, cellular component: small-subunit processome; nucleolus. Gene Ontology annotation, molecular function: RNA binding. Bases 4 to 1083 code for a protein of 359 amino acids. Lineage: Eukaryota; Fungi; Ascomycota; Dothideomycetes; Dothideales; Saccotheciaceae.
AAGAUGCCUUCAACACAUAACGUAGAAAAGCCGUGGGAUACGGAAGAUAUCGACAAGUGGCAGAUCGAAGAAUUCAAGCCCGAAGACAACCUGGGCGGCACCUUCAGCGAGGAAUCCUCCUUCUCCGUCCUCUUCCCCAAAUACCGCGAAACCUACCUCAAGGCAUCAUGGCCGCUGAUCACGCGCUCGCUGGAAAAGAUGGGAGUCGCCUGUACUCUGGAUUUGGUCGAGGGUAGCAUGACCGUCAAGACGACACGAAAGACAUACGACCCGGCCGCCGUCCUGAAGGCUCGCGACCUCAUCAAGCUGCUCUCCCGUAGCGUUCCCGCGCCCCAAGCCGUCAAGAUCCUCCAGGACGAUAUGGCUUGCGACGUCAUCAAGAUCAGAGGACUGGUGCGCAACAAGGAGCGCUUCGUCAAGAGAAGACAACGUAUCCUCGGUCCCAACGGCAGCACCCUCAAAGCCCUCGAACUCCUCACAUCCUGCUACAUCCUGGUACAAGGAAACACGGUUUCGGCCAUGGGAGGCUACAAAGGAUUAAAAGAAGUGCGCCGCGUAAUCAUGGACUGCAUGAACAACAUCCACCCAAUCUACCACAUCAAAGAACUCAUGAUCAAGCGCGAAUUGGCAAAGGACCCGGAACUGGCGAAUGAAAACUGGGAUCGCUUCCUCCCUCAUUUCAAGAAGCGCAACUUGAGCAAACGCCGCGUCCCCCACAAUGUCACGGACAAGACCAAGAAGACCUACACACCUUUCCCGCCCGCACAGGAGAAGAGCAAGGUCGAUUUGCAAAUCGAGAGUGGAGAGUACUUCUUGUCCAAGCAAGCAAAGGAAAGACAGGAAAAGCAAAGGAGGGAAGACGCCAUGCGCGAAAAGAUGGAGGAGAAGAGACAGGCCAGACAACAAGAUUACAUUGCUCCCGACGAGCCCGGAGAGGAGGAGCAAAAGAAAAAGGAGAAGAAGGAGAAGAAGGAAAAGAAGAAGAGGAAGCACGACGAGGAUGGAGAGGAAGAGGUUUCGGAAAAGAAGAAGAAAAAGUCAAAGAAGCACAAGGAGGAGGUUGCUGCCGAGGAGAGCGAGUGAUUCCGUUCUUCUUGACGUCUUUCUUCUCACAAAUUAUAUCCCAUCUUUGUUUUUCGACCUAUUUGCAAGGCAUCAGGUUGUCGUUGCUUCUUUUUCUGGCAUAGUUUGGUGUUUACUGCUGCGUUCAGCGUUAGGGCUAUCCGUCUCAAAAAAUCCUAUCCUUUUUUCCUCUUGACAUGCUCCAUACUUCAUCUU